AUGGCCACUGUCGGGCUUGGGGUGUACGAGAGCUACCAGUGUGCGAAGGCUGUCCGGCUUGCGCUGAAGAACGGAUACACCCAUGUCGACUCCGCUCGGCUGUACGGGAACGAGACGCAGGUGGGCGAAGGCAUCAAGGCUUCCGGCGUCGAACGCUCCAAGCUCUUCAUCACAUCAAAGGUCUACGCGACAGAUUUCAACGACACCGAGUCCGCCGUCGUGGACUCUGUCAAUAACCUCAAGUACGGCAUGGAGGGCAAGCGGGGCCCGCUCGGACCGUCGGACUACUACGAUCUCUACCUUCUGCACAGUCCGCACGGCGGGAAGCAGAAGCGGCUCAAGGCCUAUAGAGGGCUGUUGGAAGCGAGAAAGAAGGGAUUGGUUAAGAGUGUGGGCGUCUCGAACUAUGGUCCACAUCAUAUCGAGGAGAUUCGCCAAGCAGGCCUGGAGAUGCCAGUCGUGAACCAGCUUGAGCUGCAUCCGCUCGACCAGCAGAGACCGAUCGUGGAGUACUGCAAGAAGAAUAACAUCGUGCUGCAGGCGUAUACACCCCUCAUCCGAUUUGACUUCUCCGGCGACAGGAACGGCGUAAUUCAGAGUGUCGCUGACAAGCUCCAAAAAAGCGCCGCUCAAGUCCUCGUGCGGUGGUCCCUGCAGCACGGCUUCGUCCCGCUCCCCAAAUCCGAGCACGAAGAACGCAUCAAGACGAACGCGGAUGUGUACGGAUGGGAGAUACCCGCAGAGGAGAUGGCGAGGCUGGACGCGCUCGACCUGGGUGAUGAUGGUGCCCUCAAUUGGGUCCCUGUGCACGAGCCUUGA
Coniophora puteana RWD-64-598 SS2 is the source of this 819-nucleotide messenger RNA. Its product is annotated as Aldo keto reductase. The coding region runs from base 1 to 819 and encodes 272 amino acids. Gene Ontology annotation, molecular function: oxidoreductase activity. The record is from RefSeq and is a predicted model, not a curated record. The transcript has 7 exons. NCBI's taxonomy places the organism in Eukaryota, Fungi, Basidiomycota, Agaricomycetes, Boletales, Coniophoraceae.